Molecule: messenger RNA, 403 nt
Organism: Gekko japonicus
Lineage: Eukaryota; Metazoa; Chordata; Lepidosauria; Squamata; Gekkonidae
Gene: NDUFB2
Product: NADH:ubiquinone oxidoreductase subunit B2
Exons: 3
Coding region: 44-346 (100 amino acids)
Cellular component (GO): mitochondrial inner membrane
Source: RefSeq, a predicted model, not a curated record
AGUAGGGGGGGCGGGGUGAAGGACGGUCCUGGUAGUCACCGCUAUGGUGGGGCCUUUGUGCGGGCUGCGGUGGACAGCCCGCCUCCUUCGUGCCAGAAGUGGGGCAGGAGUGGCCUUCGGGGCCCGGCGUGCAAGCUCAGGGGCUCAUGGCACAUUUCGUUACCGCCAGUUCCCAGAGCUUUCGAGGUCCCAGGUGAUAAAGGCUGAAGCGAUCAGUGGUGCCAUGUGGUUCUGGAUCCUGUGGCACUUUUGGCAUUCUCCUGAAGCUGUGCUGGGCCACUUCCCUUAUCCAGACUCUUCAGCGUGGACAGAUGAAGAGCUGGGAAUCCCUCCUGAUGAUGAAUAAUAGACUUGAAUAAUCUGUUCCGAGUAGGUUCUAAAUAUUGGUAGUAUUUUUAUAUCA